Messenger RNA from Salarias fasciatus (jewelled blenny), 2832 nucleotides. RefSeq names its product putative hexokinase HKDC1. Bases 1 to 2832 code for a protein of 943 amino acids. NCBI's taxonomy places the organism in Eukaryota, Metazoa, Chordata, Actinopteri, Blenniiformes, Blenniidae. Gene Ontology annotation, biological process: glucose 6-phosphate metabolic process; intracellular glucose homeostasis; glycolytic process. The record is from RefSeq and is a predicted model, not a curated record. Gene Ontology annotation, cellular component: cytosol; mitochondrion. The transcript has 21 exons. Gene Ontology annotation, molecular function: fructokinase activity; glucokinase activity; ATP binding.
AUGUUGGCUGUUCACCUGGUUUCCUUUUUCUUCUCCAAACUCCAGGAGAACCCCACGAAAAAGGUGGACCGAUUCCUGCAUAAAAUGCGUCUGAACGACGAGCAGUUAAACGACAUCUCAGCUCGCUUCCAGGCUGAAAUGAAGAAGGGUCUUUCGGCUGAGAGUAAUGCGGCUGCGGCGGUGAAGAUGCUGCCCACACAUGUCCGCUCCACUCCUGAUGGAACAGAGAAAGGACAGUUUCUGGCUCUGGAUCUGGGAGGCUCAAAGUUUAAGGUUCUCCAAAUUAAAGUAAGAGAAGACCAGGGGAUUAGAAAGGGAGGGGUGGAGAUAGAGGAGAAGACCUACCCAAUACCGAACGAGGUGCUGAAUGGAAGAGGAACAGAGUUAUUUGACCACGUCUCAGAGUCUCUGAAAGACUUCAUGCAUGAGAAGAACAUCAACCCGAAGAAGAAACAUCCUCUGGCUUUUACGUUUUCUUUUCCCUGUGAGCAGCCCACUUUGGAUCAGGGAUUCUUAUUAGAAUGGACCAAGGACUUCAGUGUUCGUGGUCUACAGGGGAAAGAUGUGGUGGACUCCCUCCGGCAGGCGAUUAAAAGAACAGGGGGUAUGGACAUGGAAAUCUUAGCCAUGGUCAACGACACUGUGGCCACCAUGAUGACCUGUGGCUUCGAUGACAAGAACUGUGAAGUGGGAGUGAUCAUCGGCUCUGGCACCAAUGCGUGCUACAUGGAGCAGCUGAAUCACGUUGACCUUGUGGAGGGAGACGAGGGCCAAAUGUGUGUGAGCACCGAAUGGGGAGCCCUCGGAGACGAUGGGACACUGGAUGAUUACAUAACAGAGUUUGACAGAGAGGUGGAUGCCUGCUCCAUCAACCCUGGAAAACAAAUCUUCGAGAAGAUGGUAAGCGGGAUGUAUCUGGGUGAGCUGGUCCGGCUGGUUGUCUUAAAGAUGGCUAAACUGGGAUUAUUGUUUGAUGGACGUGUGACUAAUGCGCUGAGGACCAAAGGGACGAUCACCACUGCACAUGUGGCGGCCAUGGAGGAAUACAAAAAUUGCCUGGGCCAUACCAGAGAGAUACUGGAGUCUCUGAACCUGUCUCCAUCAGCUGACGACUGCAUCGCUGUUCAACACAUCAGCACCAUCGUGUCCUUCAGGUCCUCAAACCUGGUGGCUGCAGGCCUGGCUGCCAUCCUCACCCGAAUACAGAAAAACCGUAACACCAGAGAGCUGAGGAUCACUAUCGGUGUGGAUGGAACUGUGUACAAGACACACCCACAGUAUCCCAAACGUCUCCAUAAAGUGGUGCGGCGGCUGCUUCCUGAGUGCCAUGUCAGAUUUGUCCUGUCAGAGAGCGGCAGCAGCAAAGGUGCAGCCCUGGUGUCAGCCGUCGCUCAGCGCCUGGCCUCCAGGAAGCGACAGGUGGAUGAGACUCUGAACUCCUUCAAACUGAGCUGGGAGCAGCUGCAGCUGGUCAAGGCCAGGAUGAGGGCAGCGCUGCAGGCGGGCCUGAAGACCGACGGUCCCUCUGAAGUCAAGAUGCUGCCCUCGUUUGUGUAUCGCACACCUGAUGGCUCAGAGCAUGGGAAAUACCUGGCUUUAGACUUGGGAGGAACCAACUUCAGAGCCAUGCUGGUGAAUUUUAAAAAAGGCCUGCAGCAAAACACAAAACUGUACCACAAAAUCUACAAAAUACCUCUGGAGAUAAUGCAGGGAACUGGAGAGGAGUUGUUUGACUACUUGGCACAGUGUGUUGGCGACUUCCUGGACUACAUGGGGAUGAAGAACACUCGUCUUCCGGCAGGCUUCACCUUCUCGUUCCCCUGUGAGCAGACGGCUCUCGAUACAGCCACUUUGUUGAGCUGGACCAAAGGCUUCAAGGCCACAAACUGUGAAGGACACGACGUUGUCGACAUGCUUCGGGAGGCCAUCAAGAGACGCGAUGAGUUUGACUUGGACAUUGUGGCGUUGGUCAAUGACACUGUCGGCACGCUGAUGAGCUGCGCCUAUGAAGACCCGCAGUGCCAGGUCGCACUGAUCGCUGGAACUGGCUCAAACGUUUGUUACAUGGAAGAAGUGAAGAACAUUGAAAAGUCCAAAGAAUAUAUGAGAAAACCAAAUGGAGUUCAGGACUUGCGUGACGGAGAUGAGAAAAAGGUUAAAGGUGGAAACGGGCAACACAGUGAUGCUGACUUUUCAAAGAUGUGUAUAAACACAGAAUGGGGCGGACUCGGGGACGAUGGCACUCUGGACGAUAUCAUGACAAGUGACGACACCGAGGUGGACCAAAACUCCAUCAACCCUGGAAAACAAAGGUUUGAAAAGCUGACCAGUGGGAUGUAUUUAGGUGAAAUUGUCCGUCGGGUAUUGCUGAAUCUGACCAUAAGAGGUUUGCUGUUCAAAGGAUACGUCAGUGAAGCUCUGAAAACACCUGGAAUAUUUGAGACCAAAUAUCUGUCUCAGAUAGAGAGCGACCGCCUGGCCCUCCUGCAGGUCAGAUCAAUCCUGCAGCAUAUGGGACUCGAAGGCACCUGCGUUGAUAUCAUCACUGUCAAAGAGGUAUGUGGAGCAAUAUCGCGCCGUGCAGCUCAGCUGUGUGGGGCAGGAAUGGCGGCAGUCGUCGAUAAGAUCCGAGAGAACCGAGGACUGGACCGUCUGAACAUCACUGUCGGGGUAGAUGGGACGCUCUACAAAUUACAUCCCCAUUUCUCUCGAAUCCUCCAGGAGACGACCCGAGCUCUGGCUCCUCAGUGUGACGUGACCUUCCUGCCAUCAGAGGAAGGCAGCGGGAAAGGUGCUGCGCUCAUCGCAGCCCUGGCCAAGCACAUGCAGUAG